UCAUUACAGUCUAGCGUAUAUGUUCACAAACUUACUAAGGUGGACCAAAAGCGCUGGGAAAGAGGACCAAAGAGUUUGUGUUCAGAUAAGAGAAACAUACAUAGACAUGUAAAUUAUCCUGGAAAGACUGAAGCUUCUACUAAAUUGCAGUUUUUAUUAGAAAGGAUAGCACACUGACCUACAGAGGCUGCCAGCUCCAAUUGUACCAAACACAAGUUGAUGACUGAGAACUCUGCAUCUCAUGAUGGACAAGAAAAGUGCCAACGGCUUUCAGACCAAGGCCAGCGAGGGCGGCGUACAGAGGAAACAGCUGCCCUAUUCAGUGGAGACUCCCUAUGGCUUUCACCUGGAUCUUGACUUCCUCAAGUAUGUAGAUGAUAUUGAGAAAGGCAACACCAUCAAAAGGGUCCACAUCCAGCGGAGGGUAAAGGGCCCACCUAAAUUCAGUACUCUGCCAAGAAAUUUCAGCCUCCCGGGUCAUGGCGUCAGGCCUCUGCCUAAGGAAGGGGCAUGGUCUGGGACAUCUACCUUGGGGCCAAAGCCUAAAUCACGUGUGACAGAGGUCCAACAAAUAUUUGACUUUAGGCCAAGUGAAGGGGCAACAUCCAGCCAUAGCAGCAGAGGGACAACCAGUCAAGGAACUGAAUAUAUUUCAAAAAAAUCCAGAGAUGAAGCAGGCACAAGCUUCCAAGGUACUGAAGAGAAAACUGCUGUGAGUCAAAGUCGACCGAACCUCCUCAGAGCAUCAUCAAUGCCCAUCACCCUCCAGCAGAGGAAAGGUUCAGAUUCGAGCAGCCCUGAUUGCAUGAUGCGAACGCCAGAAAAUGGAUCAACAGAGAACAUGUUCCGUGCCUCCCCAGACGUACUGGAAAGACGAUGCCUUCCACAGGAUCGAACAGGUCUUCACCAGCAGAUCACAGUAGCAUUAAAGCGAGUCAGAGAGCUGGAAGAACAGGUCAAAACUAUUCCAGAACUAAAGGCUCAGAUCUGCUCCCUGAGGGAGGAGCGGGAGCAGCUGCUGCGCCAAAUACAAACACAGUCCCAAGUUGAGCUUUCCACAUCCUCUGCACUAGCAACAACUUGUGAGAUAGGGGGAAACAGUCAAACCCGAAGACAAAGACCUUCAGGAGGUCUCAAUUUAUCUUUGGCAAUUCAACCAACUACAGGUGGAGCUCCUGAGCAUGUGCCAGUAAAUGUGGAAAAGAUACACAGGGAGACAAAAACAACUAAAGAGCUAGCAAAACAGAAGGAUGAUUCCACAAAACAAAAACAAAGUCUACCAUCAGAGAAAGUAGACAAACAAAAAGAGACAUCAGAGAGCCUGCUGGAUCAUGCAGUGGAAAAUUUAUCACAGGACACUGAAGUUGUUGCAAAAGAAAGUAAGAUUUUCAGAGAUAGUGAUGCAUCAAAAAUCGACCAAACUGGAAUGCUAAAGCUGGAGGAGAAGCUAAUGAUACUGGAGGUAAAACUUACUCAGGCUAGCCAGGAGCUAGAGAGAACUAAUGAUCUUUUGAAAGAACAAAUGGAAGAGAACAAAGCAAAAGAGGAGAGAAUAUUGCAACUGAGUGAGGGAAUGAGAGUGGAAAUUUGUACCACCCAAGCACCUGAUCAACCAAGAAGAGACAGCAUAGAUAUGGGAACAGUUACAGAGCGAAUAGAUCUCAGCCACCAAGAAACAGAGACAGAAAAUCCUGUUACAAUAGAUCAGGGGACAGAUACAGAUAAAAUCUGGGUUGAAGUUGCUGUACCCAAGCCAAGGGCUAGAAGUAUAGAUCAAGGAACAGUGACUAGUAAACUUGACUCACAUGACCUGCAAACAGAAAUGAAGGAUGAGGUAGCAGCGGCGAUACAACCUCGACCCAGAGCCAACAGCAUGGAACGGAGUACAAUAACUGAGAGCAUUGUCACUCAAGAUCAGACGACCAAGACACCUGCAGCUGAAAGGGUAAACCAAGUCACGGAGACAGAGGGAGAAACUUUGACAGACCAUCCACAGAGGCCAAGGGCCAGUAGCGUAGAUCAAGGGACAGAGACUGAAAGGGUGGACACUGUGGACAGAGUCACAGAGACCGAGGCUGCACAGAGGAGCGACCAGCAAACUGAGACAGAAAGACAGCAGGACAACAACCUGUCCCGAAAUGCAGAAGCAGAGGUUCAAGUGGGUGAAAGUGGAGCUGUCGGUCAUCCUGUUAGUAGCAUACCAGAAAGUGAAAAAUCAAAUGAAGGAGUUCCAAUAGAAGGUGAACAUGUUGCUGUGGAGGUUCCUACAAAGACAUUUGUUACAGAUUAUGAAGGCAUGGUUCUGCAAACUUUAGAUUCAGAGGCUGAAAAAAAGAUUAAAGUGUGUCCCAGCCCAGUCUCUGUACAAGAUGAUGCUAAGCCUGAAGUAAGCUCUGCAGAAGAUGACUCAAAAACUAAAGACAAUGAACUCUUAGAUAGUGUAGAAAUAAAAGCACUUAAAAAGACUGAGAUGGAGACAACAAAAAAAGAAAAUGAAGAAAAAGAAAUUGUGUGUGCAUCAGUCAAAGAAAAUGUGGUCCCUUAUACUGUAGUAGUAGCUGAACAUUCAGCUGUGAAGACAGUAGCUCCUGUUAGACCACAGAGAGGUCGCAAGCCCUCAGCAGAGCAAACACAGCCAUCACCUCCUCAACCUCAGCUUGUACCCAUGCUCCCCUGUAGAGGGUCCAGUGAAUCUGAAGCUGAGAAGACCACAACAAAAGUCCAGACUUCACCCCAAUUGGAAACCGAGUUAUCAGCACAACCCUCUGAACUACAGGAACAUGAUCACACACCAUCUGUGCCUCAAGUUCAAGACAGUAGUCAAGCAAAGAAUCUGCCUGAUGAGUUAACCGAAAAGCAGUCGAAUGCACAAACUCAGGGGGAAUCUCAAGAAGCUUCUUCAAGCUCUUGUGAAAUCCAAAUAAAGUCCAAAUCCAUUCAGUCCCACACCAAGUCUCAAACUGCAUCGCGUCGGUACUCAAAGGAGCAGAAAGCACCGCAGAGGGGAUCCAGUGUAUCGCACCCUCCGAGUCGUGAAUCAGGAGAAACCAAGAGCCGUCAAAUCCGCCAGGCGUCUGGUUAUACCCAGUCUCACUCUCAGAGCUUGCGUAGAAGCUCCACUGAGACUCAGUCAUCUCAAAAAGACACCAGUGAGACACAAUUGCUUCGAAGAGGCUCAAGUGAAGCAGCUCAGCGUCGUGGUUCAAGUGAGGCAAAGGCCUUGCGGCGAGAAUCCGGUGAGUCUCAGUCAGCUCGCAGAGGUUCUGAAUCACCGACAUCCCCUGCGGCUUUGGGACAAGUUGUAACUCGAAUAACAGGUCUUCUUGGGGAGCAGUGGGCACAGCUGGGAAGCAGCUCAGGAGCACCACAGACGACCAGCCAACAGGAGAGCCCCAAUGCACCAAAACAGACUGCAACCAAAAGGGCAGAAUCAGGAAAGGGAACCCCAGCAAAGGCUGCAGGCAAAGGCAUCCCUCCUGCAGCAACUGGGAAAGCAGCGGGAAAGUCUGGUGCUUCCAAAAUGAGUUCUAUUCAGAGCCAACUGGUCAGCUCCCUCAGUGUCCUCUCUGCCUUCUACUCUCCAGGUCAGAAAACAGCUGCCACCAGCAAACAGCAAGACCAAGGUCUCAAAUCUAUUAUGAAGAAAAAUGGCAUUGCAGACAAGCAGGGAAGCAAGGGAGCCAAGAAAAACCUUAAGUUUGUUGGGGUGAACGGAGGCUACGAGACUACAUCCAGCGAGGACUCCAGUGGAGAUGAAAAGUCAAGAGUAGAAGUGGAGGAUGAAGACACAUCUGAAGUCGUGGUAGAGAAAGAAACAGACAAGGAGUCAGAGGAAGCCGCAGAGAUCCAGAGGGCAGAUGCUGAGGCUGCUGUUGCUCCUGGUGCUGCUGUUGCUGAAGAGGGAGGUGCUGUGGGUGAAGAGAAAGAGGUUGAGAGGGGCCUAUUGGAUUUAGAAACUGGCCACGAGCUCCUGCAGGAGGAAGAGGCAGAGAGGGAGAAAGUUGACAAAGGAUUCAUUGAUGCCUGCAUGUAUGUAAAGGAUCGCAUGGAAGAGGUUUCAUCUCCAGAUAAAGAAAUGCGUCAGGUGUUAGUGGUGCUCUAUCAGGAGUGGUUCAGGGUCUCCAGUCAGAAAGACUCCCAGGCAGAUACAGUCAGAUUAUACCUGAGACAAGUGGGACUGACCACCCCCACUCUGCUGCCAUAUGUUGUUAACUUGACUGACGGCAAUGGAAAUAUGGCUCUCCACUACAGUGUGUCGCAUUCUAACUUCUCUGUGGUCAAGCUGCUGCUGGACACCGGUCUUUGUGAAACAGACAAUGUGAAUAAGGCGGGCUAUACUCCAGUGAUGCUGGCUGCCCUGACGGCUGCUGAAAGCCCUGAUGAUCUAGAGGUGGCCGAGCAGCUGCUAAAACUUGGCGAUGUCAAUGCACGCUCCAGACAGGCUGGCCAGACUGCUCUAAUGCUCGCAGUGAGCCAUGGCCGCGUUGCCAUGGUGAAGCUGCUCCUGAGCUGCGGUGCGGAUGUGAAUGCCCAGGACAGCGAGGGAUCUAGUGCCCUGAUGUGUGCUUCCGAGCACGGACACACGCACAUUGCUAGUUUGCUGCUGGAGACAGGUCGCUGUGAUAUAGGGCUCACAGAUAAGAAUGGUCAAACAGCCCUGUCGGUGGCAGAAGCAGCUGCUCAACAAGACAUCAUUGAUCUUCUAAAAUCCCAUGCAUCGGAGCCUACAUCUGCUGCAGACUUCCUCUGAGUUCUACACAGUUUUCCAAACCAUUCCAGGUCAACAACUGCCUCUAUUUCCAUGAUCCUCUUCCUACAAACUGAAGGGAAAAAAGGCUAAACUAAAUACUGUAUAUGACGCCAUAUAAGAUAAGCAUGGAUCUGCCUUUUGGACCUCUGGAAAUGGAGCGUUUCUUUUAUGCCUCGGCUAUAAUGUCCUGUGGGGUUUAUGCUGAUGAAAUGAUUAAUGAGGGUUCAUCAAAUUGAAAAUCAGACAUUGCUGUAGCAACAAAUUGCAACCAACAGCAGAUUAAGCAGGGCACAGGGUAAGAAUGGAAAAAAAUGGAGGAAACCUCUAAACUGCUGCAUCUUAAUAUAAACUAACUCUUAAAGCAAAAUACUAAGCACAUGAUCUACCUUUUAAAUAUAUAAAGUAUAACGUUAUUUCUAUUUUCUUUAAUGACAUUGACAUUGUUUGUUUUUCAUAUUUGGACAUAAGCCAUUAUUAAGAGUGUAAUAUAUAUAGAAUGUUAUUCUAAUAGAUUAUGAUCAUACAGAGACUGUAUUUUCUACUGCACCUUUUUUAUUAUCUAUGUGUACAGUAAAUAUGCAUCUACUCAACUCCAGAGGAAUCUAUAUAUCCAGGAAUUAUAAAAGAAGACGUCAAAUAAUGAAUCAUUUCUCCACAGUGGUCAUGUUUUUCACGUGGUUCCUGAGUGAUCAUCAUUUGUGAGUUAUUGAAAAACAAAUGGUUUAGUCUAAAUGAAUUUCAGUAUUUUUUCUAACAAUAUAUUGAGGCUGGAAAAAGUCAAGUCAAGAGAUUGUACUGAGCUGCAUGCUAAUUCAGUUACUCUCCCUACCGGCUGUUUUAAAUAUAGUACCACACACCAGUAUGUUGUAAUACUGUUUGUGAUCAUGAGCUCUCUGUUGUCAUCCAUGAAAAAAAAAAAAAAAGUAUUUGUUUGGAAUCGAAUCAUGUAUGCAACACAUGCAGAAUGCACAAUGAAUGUUGGGCUGGCUGUGACACAUUCCAAGAGAAAGGAAAGUGUAGCAAGUUUAACUAACCCUGCAUGGAUGACAAGAUUAACCUGAACUGUCAGCAAAAGACUUUGCAUCAUUCUAGAUAGGGACUUUAUUCCAAAUAUAUCUAUAUCUAGAGACUUUUAAUUAACGCAGGUGAUGAAGGAGUCUAUAAAUUGUGCAACUUUGUUCAUCAGGUUCUCGUAUCCAAGACUUAGAAAAACACACCUGACAAAUUAAAAUCCUCAGCAGGGAGUUUUGUUUGCAAUAAGAAGCAAUAAAAAAUAUUACAUUGUCAGUCAUAAAUCAUGCAGGUGGUGGAACAAUGGUCUAGCCUUAAUUGGAUAACUGUUAUUAUUUUAGAGCUGAGGUUUUAUUUUCCAGGAUAACAGAUGUUCCUCUGAGGAGUCUUUUCUAAUGGAGUUCAUUGCAGGAGUGUGGUCUAAAGAAAUGUUUUCAAUGAAACAUUACUUCCACAAAGACCACAACAAAUGUCAAACAUUAAAGGAUGUUUACACGAUCAAAGGGGAUAAGAUAAAAUAAUUCAGCAAAUAUUUAAACAACACACCAGUCCCCUUCCUGAUAAAAAUGUGCGCAAAGCUAUAAAAUAAAUUCUGGAACUUUUGCUGGUAAUACUUUCUACAGUCCCCUUUGUCCACCUAGAUAGCACUUAGCCAUUUCCUAUAACAAUUCACAAGAUUGGAGCACACAGGGAGAGGAAUCUUUGACUAAUAAUCUAUACAAGAUGGAGAUGGUGAUGAAAGAAGGUUAAUUUACUACCUGAUUAACAAUGUCUGUCUUGAAUCUGCUAUAUCUUCUAAAUCAUUGCCCCGAUGAAAGACCUGAUACUGGCCCAUUUUCAGUGUUCUGGUAGAGGUCACCAAAUGUUUACAGUUAAUGUCCUGGUAUUCCAAAGAGUUCAUGCCCACAGCAUCAUAAAUACUCUACUAUACUUAGCAGUGGGCAUGUAGUGCUUUUCCACAUAUUCAUCUUUUGUUUCUUGCUGCAUCCACAUGGAGCGUAUGUUGCCAAAAAUAUCAAUAUCAUUCUGAUCUGAAUAAAGCAUUUGGUUUCCGUUAAGGUCACAGUAGAAUAUAGCAAACUGCACAUAAUUGUGGCACCAAUAAUUUUUAUCCAUACAUCAAUUUUCUAGAACUGCUUAAUUCUUCCUUGUCGAGAUGGAGCUUGUGCCUAUCACCAGCAGUCAAUGCUGGAAAGGUGUGUACAUUUUGGAGAGGUCCAUCACAGGGCACCAACUAUUUUUUCAUAAACCAUUUUUCCCUAAAACCAGUGCCAAUAAACGUGGAUUGAUCUAUAUUUGGGACCUGGUUAAAUCUGAUUUAUUUUGGGGUAAAUCCAUUUGCAAGUGUCAAUAGAAGUACAAGUCAAAGAAUAUUGAUUGUCAUUCAAGUUAAAAAAUGUAAUACCUGUGAGUAACAAUCUAAUCUGCAUGAUAAAAUCCAUUUCUUUGUGUUGAGGGAAGACUUCAGGAAAUUAAUCAAACCGGAGGAUUUCUUGCACAAUUUUAUCAUAACUGUUAACAACAUUUAGGCUCUACUUAUCUCUAAAAUUUGAUUCCAGUUUUAUUAAUUUUCCUUUUUAAUGAAUUUAUUUGCUUUCCUGACACUUUACCAAAGUAUAUUCUUUUCUAUUCUAAUUUUCUUUUGCAGUGUGUUCACCCCAUCGAUCCCACAUAAACUAAAUCAGGAUUUGGCACAUAACUGGGAAUCUAACUAUAAUAUAGAAGAUGCUAUUUAUAAGACGAUAUAUAAAACUCAGACAUAAAACUUAACUUUUUACAGAUGGUUUAAAUAAUAGCACACAUUUUGAUGUAGCAUUAAUUAAUCUCUGUGCUACAGUUACAUGUUAAAACAAGAGAUAUAGACAUGAGUUCCUUUUACACAGCUGAGGGAUGGUCUAACCUGUGCUGGGAGAAGUGUCUGGUCUUCCGUGCCUACACAUCUUUAUGGAAAUUUAUGUUUAAUCCAGUGUGACCCAGAUAUUGUAAAAUUUCACAUCUGGUUGAUCACCAAAGACCUGAAAUUUGUUCCACAUGGGGAUAAACAUGUGUGUUUUCUUCUGUUAAUCCAGCCAAAUACAUGUACAUAAAGUAUUGUGAAAAGUAUAUAACAAGUAUUGUCUGACAGUCUUACAAAUAUAUGAGGUAUUUAUUCUAAAUGCUAUAUUUUUACCAUAUAUAUAUACAUAUAUAACAAAAUUAUAUAUGCAUGGAGACAAAAACUCAAGUAAUAGUGCUUGAGGCAAACUUGGUUGUGAUUAUUUCACCUAACGUUUACUGAUUGAAUGUUUGUGAUAACAUGUGUGACUUGGUAAGGUUGUGGAUUACCGUGUGCUCAUCAUGCUAAUUUGGAAAUGUGCAGGGAAACAGCAAAAAGUGAUCUCCUGCAGACUUGAGCUAUGAGGGCAAUGUCUCCCUUGUUUGAAUAUUAAUCUGAGAGUCCAUAAAUAUGACAAGAUUCAAAUGUCAAAAAUAUUUACUUUUCUGUAAUAUUCAAUGUGGAACAAGCUUGUAUCUAACAGACCAGAGAACUACUUCUAAAUAAAUAAACAUUUCAAAAGUUA
Messenger RNA from Girardinichthys multiradiatus, 8322 nucleotides. RefSeq names its product KN motif and ankyrin repeat domains 4 (gene kank4). Gene Ontology annotation, cellular component: cytoskeleton; cytoplasm. The transcript is spliced from 10 exons. Lineage: Eukaryota; Metazoa; Chordata; Actinopteri; Cyprinodontiformes; Goodeidae. Gene Ontology annotation, biological process: negative regulation of actin filament polymerization. Gene Ontology annotation, molecular function: protein binding. The coding region runs from base 242 to 4750 and encodes 1502 amino acids. The record is from RefSeq and is a predicted model, not a curated record.